UAUUUAUUUCGUAACACCUGAGACUAUAAAAAGGAAAUCAACUGAAAAAAAAAACAAGAAAAAAACAGAGACAACGAUGCAGAAGUUCUUAGUACAGUUGUUCCUUUUUGCUCUAUUUGCUAAAAUGAGCUUAGCAGCAGAUGAUGCCUGUUCCCUGCCCAUAGUGACUGGACCGUGUCGAGCCCAUGUGCCCAGUUACGGAUACAACACAACAUCAAAUGAAUGCGAACGAUUCGUCUACGGAGGUUGCGAAGGAAACGACAACAGAUAUGCCUCUUUAAAGGAUUGCGAACAAGCGUGCAAGAGCGAAUGAUCAUGAGAUAAGGCUAAAAAUGGAAUUUUCGACGACUUCAGGCACAUUGGAAAAUAAAAAUAUUAUGUUCAG
This is a messenger RNA of Leguminivora glycinivorella, 385 nucleotides long. RefSeq names its product kunitz-type serine protease inhibitor conotoxin Cal9.1d-like. The record is from RefSeq and is a predicted model, not a curated record. Gene Ontology annotation, molecular function: serine-type endopeptidase inhibitor activity. The coding region runs from base 77 to 313 and encodes 78 amino acids. Lineage: Eukaryota; Metazoa; Arthropoda; Insecta; Lepidoptera; Tortricidae. The transcript is spliced from 3 exons.